CUCUGAGAUCCCUAUCGUCUGAGUGCUCGACAAAUGAACACAUGUUUUGAUUGACUGAAUGCCGGACUCUUUGCGUCAAACGAUUGACUCAUUGACUGAUUGAUUGACUCAUUGUUUGUGUGUUUUGUCGGCAAUAGUGUUGUUGUAGUGAACCGUCGGACCCGUCCUCGCAAUGAACGCUCCGCCGGCUUUCGAGUCAUUCCUCCUCUUCGAUGGCGAGAAGAAGAUUAUGAUCGAGAAGGACACGAAAGUGCCGAAUGCGGCCAUCUUUACGGUGCAGAAGGAGGACCACACCGUCGGCAAUAUGAUCCGCAUGCAACUCCUCAAAGACCCACAGGUGCUGUUCGCCGGCUAUAAAGUGCCGCAUCCGCUGACCCACGAGUUUGUACUCCGCGUUCAGACGACACCCGACUACUCACCACAAGAGGCA
Molecule: messenger RNA, 430 nt
Organism: Oppiella nova
Lineage: Eukaryota; Metazoa; Arthropoda; Arachnida; Sarcoptiformes; Oppiidae
Source: the annotation of a GenBank genome assembly